This is a messenger RNA of Doryrhamphus excisus (bluestripe pipefish), 1799 nucleotides long. The record is from RefSeq and is a predicted model, not a curated record. NCBI's taxonomy places the organism in Eukaryota, Metazoa, Chordata, Actinopteri, Syngnathiformes, Syngnathidae.
CCCAAACAAUGUAAUAAGCAGGUUAAAGCGACGAUGGAAUGCUUAAGGAAGACAAUAAGUCAUCAGUAAGCUAGCAUCCAUUGUCACCCAUGUGUUGUUAAUGAUUGUAAUCAACAAGAAAAGUUUAAUAAUUCAACUUUUUUUGGUACAUUUUGCACAACUUGGCUGUUUUAUGAGCUGAAGGAGCUGAACUGCACAAUGGCCAGCAGGCGGGACCACGCCAUGUUGAUAACGACUGUAGCCUGGCUGGAGUCUACCAUGAAGCGCUCUGCCCGCCUGGGCCUACAGGUGCUGGAGCGAGCAUCCAGGCGGAGGAUGGAAUUGAUGACAACUCCAGAGGUCUACAUCGGUGAAGUGUCUGAAGACGAAGACGAAGACGAAGAAAUACAAAGCAAUGAAAGCCGGAUAGAGCUGGGGGAGGCCUUUGCCACCAUCGCAGAGUUUAUGGCGCAGACCUGCUAUAAUUGCAAAAAGUUCUACCAGACGGCAGGAUGCAUGUGUGAGUCCAACAUUGAGAAGAAACAUGUGGCUCGCUUCCAUAAGCAUAUGAAUUUUGCUUCACGUCCACUCAUACGACGUGGUAAAAGGUCGACGUCAGGGGAAGAUUUCUACAUUGAGGUUUCUCCUGGAGCGUACUCUGUCAGUGCCAGCCUUCCAGGCUCACAGCAGCAAACUAAGAUGGUCGACCUCAACGCCGGCGAGACGAUCAAUCUCACGUUUAAGCUCUGACCUGGCCACAGCAAGACUACCACCACUAAUGCUGGACCCGAGGUUCCAUCUGUCGUAUGCAGAACAGGACCAACACUUUGUGGAGGAGCGCAAGCAGCAUGUAGACACACAGCAUGAGCUGCUAGAACCAUGGAGAGAUGACGUCUGGUUGUGAAGCUCCAGCACUAUUCUAUGAUAAUGAGAGGCUGAAAUAGUCUGAAGCAGACUGGCGGGUACCAGAGAGACGCAUGUGUUCCACAUCCGCACCUGAAGCAUGCAUUGGACCUCUCCUGACGGACACACAGAUUAAAGGGGUAAAUGCUUUAUUUUCAUAUAAACACACUCAUCGCUAAUACACAUGAUGUCACCUGACCUCCACAAGUGUCUCCAUGCACCCUCACAGCGGUCACUCUUCCAGGGCCAUAUCUAUGCAGGUGUGGUUCCCAUGGUGAUAGAACAGCAUCCCCACAGCGGAGGGAAGGCGGGUUUGUCCCACAGUGUUUGACCAUGUCAGGGGAGGAAACCAGCUGAUGCUGCUGCCGCCAGGGGAAGUAAGCACCCAAGAUGACGCUUCCUGUAUAGUCAAAGUCCACUACCCAAACUCCUGAACGGCCCUGUUUGGACAGAAAAUAAUGUUUAUUUUAAUAAUGCCCAUUUCCUCCACUGAAAGAAAGAAAAUAUACCAGUAGUAAGUCAUAAUUAUGAGAUUAAAAAAAAAAAAAAAGCCAUAGGUAUAAGAUAAGAAUUACAAAUUACCAGAUAAAACUUACGAUUGGGAUAUUACUAUAUGGUAAUGGUAAUGGUUUUAUUUCAUUUGAACAUGCAUCAGAUUACAAUUGAGUGCAUCACAUAAUCAGUUCACAGUUCCACAUGUCCAAAAGGAGUAGGAAGAAGCAAAGCUAAUUAAAUCCUACCCCUCCAUCUGGUACUUUUACAAUCAGUAACUGUUACAUUUGUUCACUUCCUGCUUUCCUAAUAUAGUUUUUUUUGUUUUUUUUUUAUUUUUAAUUUUUUUGUUGUUGUCCCGUACCAAAGUACGAGGUGAUAUAUGAAUAUUUCACGUGAAGAAUAAAGAGUUCCAGCCUUUCUAA